Scomber scombrus (Atlantic mackerel) is the source of this 4293-nucleotide messenger RNA. RefSeq names its product RNA-binding protein with serine-rich domain 1-like. The record is from RefSeq and is a predicted model, not a curated record. Gene Ontology annotation, molecular function: RNA binding. The transcript has 10 exons. Gene Ontology annotation, biological process: mRNA splicing, via spliceosome. Gene Ontology annotation, cellular component: nucleoplasm; cytoplasm; ASAP complex. Lineage: Eukaryota; Metazoa; Chordata; Actinopteri; Scombriformes; Scombridae. Bases 30 to 857 code for a protein of 275 amino acids.
GACCGUCCCUGUCGUGCAAAGGUGAAAAUAUGGCGCCUUCACCAACAAAGAGGAAGGAUGAUGACAAGAGUAAACAGCGAGGUAAAGAGAAAUCAGGUACCACAAAAGAAGGGGCGGACAAAGACAGGGGAAGAGAGAAGAACCGCUCACGACGCAGUGCUUCCAGCGGGAGCAGCAGGUCCAGCUCAAGCUCCAGCAGCAGCUCAGGUUCCAGCUCCGGCUCCUCCAGCGGCUCCAGCUCCUCUGCCUCUAGCCACUCGGGCUCGUCCAGCUCCCGCUCAUCUUCCUCUUCCUCCUCAUCGUCGUCACCGAGCCCCAGCCGGCAGCGUCAUAACAACAGACGACGGUCCCGCUCAAAAUCAAAAUCAGCAAAGAAGGAUGACCGGGACCGACGACGAAGGAGUCCCACCCCAAAACCCACCAAGGUCUACCUGGGCCGGCUGACCAGAAAUGUCAUCAAGGAACACAUCCAGGAAAUCUUCUCCACCUAUGGCAAGAUCAAGAUGAUUGACAUGCCAAUGAACCGCGUCCACCCCCACCUGUCCAAGGGCUACGCUUAUGUGGAAUUCGAGACCCCCGAGGAGGCCGAGAAGGCGCUUAAACACAUGGACGGAGGUCAGAUUGAUGGUCAGGAGAUCACAGUCACAGCUGUGUUGGCCCCUACAGUGCGUCCUCCCCCUCGCAGGCUGUCUCCGCCUCGCAGGAUGCCACCUCCACCUCCGAUGUGGCGACGCACCCCACCUCGAAUGAGGAGAAGAUCCCGAUCUCCACGGCGACGCUCUCCGGUGCGUCGCAGGUCCCGAUCGCCUGGCCGCCGCCGUCACCGGUCGCGCUCCAGUUCCAACUCCUCACGCUAGAGAUCAGGAAAACCCCUCUGGAUCUGUUAGUCUGCUGUGUUCUUUUUGAUCAAAACAUACAUGAAACAAAUAUUUUUAUGAUUAACCGUCUCACACCCAAAUCAUUACUGUGUACCCUGGGCAGAUAGUUUAGAGUCAGGGUUUUAUGCUAAUGUAACAUUGAGAAAAAUAACUUAAAGGUGCUAUAUGUAAGAACUGUCCACCUGUUGAUUUCAUACUCCACAUUCCAAACCAACUAGGGGCAGCAUAUCACCAGAAAGUUGGGGUAUCUGUCACGUUACGCUAUGUUAGCACUGAAUCUAUAGUGCUUUGUCAGUGCUCUUUUAGCUAGCUAAUAAAAAAAAUUUAAAAAAGGGGGAUUUAAAAUAUGAAAGCAAUAUCAAUUCAGUGCUAAAUUUGAGCUAACAUUUGCUUCCAAAGAGGAAGUAUCGCUGCCCUUUCAUGUUGCGCUGAGGGCAAACUGGCCGCUACAGUGACUCUAAUGUCAGCAACAUCGGUUAACCUGAGGACACAUUGCAACAUCAGUUAACAAGAAGAAAGUUUGCAACAUACACCUGUGCAAUAUGUGCUGCAAUGUUAGGAAUUGUAAAAUCAUAUGGUUUGACCCCAUGUGAGCAGCUUUGUUUAUAGAAUAUUACAUUUUCCCAGGGCAAGCUGGGGCUCACUAUGGCCUAGAGUUACAAGGUGAUAUAUCAGACACGAUCGGCUGGGGCUAGCUUGUUAGGAUGCUAACUUAGUCGAUAUCUCUGCAACCCAAUACAUAGAUGUCUCUGACAUACUGUCAAAACUGUUACUUGUUAACAAUGUCAAAUGUUUUGGUUAAAUUGUGAAUGUUUUAUACUAAAGUUCUUACAUAUAGCGUCUUUAAAUAGUUGUAAAGCUAAAUGGCAGUUUACUGGUGAAGAAUGAAGAAACUCUCCCACUGUACUAAACAAGGCAGCUUCUUACACCCACUUUCAAUGUUAAUAGAGGUCCUUUGUUGAGAAUAACUAAGAUUUAGAUUUUCUGAUAAAUAUCCAUUUCCUCUUUUUUAUUAGUAUCCUAGUUACAUUUUUGGAUUCAAAACAUUUAAAGGUGGAUGGGUAGAUUUAGCCAGUUAAAUGCCAGAAAAAACAGAAAUACAGUAUAAACAGAUGAAGGCCAAAACUACAUUUUGUCAAAAGGUCUAAAAUGUCUUUUCUUUUAGAAUGAGCUUUCAAAAAAAUUGACUUCCAUCCACUACUGCUUCUCGCACUGUUAACAAUAACACUUCCCCCUCUCAAACAACUUUUUAUUUUGACUGACUGUCAUGUAUUGAAGUUUUUGCAUGGAGACAUGGGGUAAAUCAGCAAUUCCUGGGAACACAUGAAUUAUUCUACCAUCUGUUUUCUCAUCACUAAACAUAGACGUUUGCUUAAAAUAAUUCUACAGUUCAACAUGGUAAUCACAGUAUGUUCUGAAAUCCAUUUGGCAGGGCCUACAUGUCCACUUUUUGGGUUCUCUAGGCUCAGUUUAAAAAAAAAAAAUGUAAAUAGAGAUUUUAAAUGGUGCUAAGGGUCAUAAUUUAGAUAUCAAUCAAUCCUGUUUUUUAAGACCGUUCCUACUGUAACCCUCCUUUUUAAUUUGGAAGUCACACAGUCAAUCUGAUAUUAUGGCAAUAAAGAGUCAAGAAGAGGUUGGACAAAAAGACAGAAAUAUCACAUAAUACAAUAGCCCUGCAGUAAAGGGCAGUCUGGGAACAUUUAUGCUGUUUGUCAUUUUAAACUCUCAGAGGCAUGGAUGGGAUGGUGUUGGAAUACUGUAACAGCUGUUGUCUUAAAGGUGCUUUCCCUGUGCUUGAUAUAUGCUGUCAUUUUGCAGCUUUCCUCAUCAUCAGAUGACAUAGCAGGAGUGUGUGAGUGUUACAGCAGGGUUUUGGCUUACAGUAAUUACAAAGGCAGCUAUAAAGGUGAGUCAUAUGAAGUUAAAUAGCAGUUUAUUGAACUGUAAGUCUAAAAAUGACACUUAACUAUUACAUUAUCAGAUUCUGUAAAAAAGGUUUUUUUCUCCUGCUUUUUAUGCAUCAAACUGUGAUCUUCUGAUCCAGACGUUUGUGAUGUGGAAAUGAUAAUUGUGUUUUUGUUUUUCUCUCUGUGGUGGACCGAUAAACCCAGUGUGACCGGUCGUCCAUGUCUGAGUGUGUGUGUGUGUCUUUGCGCACAAUAGUAUACGUUUUACACAAAUCUCAUUUUGUAUAGCUAGCUAAAUGUGUGGUUCAACUUGCGGCUUGACAAUAAAGGUCAUGGUUCAAACGUUCAAAACUUUUUUUUGUUUGUGAUUUCACUCCGUUACGCCUUCACUGAGGUCAUUUUAACGAGGAACUUUGAUCAUCCAGUAACAAACACAGAGGUGUUGCUUCCUCUCUGCAUGAGCAAUGAGAGGGUGUGUGUUUCCUCCUAUUUGCAGCAUUUAUACCCAGAAGUGUUUACCUUGUAAGUCAGAGAUCUACCGCUCUGUGACCAGAACGUAUAAGACCAGCGAGUGGUUGACUUUUACCAGAUCUUUACUGUACAAAGACACGUUGAUCACCUUGGACUCAGGAUGGCUUUCUCCAUUAGAUUUGGACUGCUUUGCAUGUGCUCUAUCAUGCUGCUUUUUCUCCCUGCACAAGGGCGUUUUCAGCUUACCAUGACUGAGUCCCCCGAAGACCCAUUGCAACCCCAGUGCUGCACGCAGUGCUCCAAAGCUAGAAUCAACCACACCAGCAUCAUCAGCUGCCAUAUACAGAAACAAAUCACAUUCCGUCAGUGUCCAAUAGAUGCGUACAUCUUGGAAACGUACCAGCAUAAGCAAUACUGUGUGGAUCCAACUGCUAAGUGGCUCCCAAGGAGACUUGAGAGGUUAAGAAAGAGAGGAAUAAUUUGUACAGACCUUUAACAAAGCCGUCAAUAAUCAAGAUGAGGAUGUUGCAACAUGACCUUCUGAGCAGAAUGGUGGCACUAAUUUCUGUUAAACUUUUCUAACUUUGAUCAAAUGUUUUACUUUCUAUAUUUUUCGAUACAUAUUUACCAAUGGCUUUGCAAAAAAAAUGUUGUCUUGGUGCUGUUUUUGUAAUGAUAUGCUGUAUUCACAGCUUGGGACACACAUCACUGAAAAUACUGAUGUAUAUUUUUCAUCUUAUGAAACCUGUCACCUGUAGUGAGUUCUUCUAAAAUAUGACUUAUUUUCAAGUUUGGAAUCAAGGAAAAUAUAAUAUCAGCUACAUUUUGGUAAAUACAGUUCUUCACUUUGUUGCUGAAAGUUAGUCUCAUGUCUGUAGGAUUAAGUUAUAGUCAGUAUUGCCUACCUUAUAGUAUAAAGACUGCUGGGAAACAACUAGUAAAGCACACUCCGUCCAAAGCUCAAAUAUCCACCUGCAACAGAGUUUGUUUGAGUUUUAUGUGGAGUUGAACAGAAUUGGAAUAAAUAUUUCCCCAAA